ACUGCUGCAUCCAGAGGAAGCCGGUCUGUACUAUAACAACCCUGUCUGUAGUGAAGGACUGUCAGUUGUUGUUUUUUGUUCGUGUGAGAAGGUUAAAAGAAGUCACAACAAUCUCUCAACUGAUGCUGUUUGCGUGUAAGUGAUGGUGUGAGGAGUCGGUGAAGGGAGACUCAUGCGCAAAAAUGCGAAUUAUUCUCCCUUUGCUGUGUGUUCUGUGCGCCACACCGGUCCACGGCAUUUUUGACGGAACCUGUCCCAGAAAAGACCCUCCCCCUGGUGUGUUGGUUUUAUCCCCUCGCAGUUCAUUGGUUUUGACCUGCAGUGGCCAUGUGGAGGUGGAUGGAGUAAAGGUCAGCAUUGCCAGACAAGGCUCAAACACCAACAGAAGAGGGAGUUCUUCUGAUGCAACCCCAACAACCACUGUAAACAUUAGAAGCAACACUGACGUUUCAAUGAAAAGUGACAAGCAGACUGUGGAGAAUACUGUAAGUGAGGGAUACCACCCUGACCUGACUGAUGCGGGAGAAAACAGAAGCUUCGGGCGUACAGCUACAGGAUACACAGCUUCUCCCACCACUCACACGGUCUGGCAAACCAGCGUGAGCAGACUGCUAAAGAAUGAAUCCGACUGGGAGGCUAAGGACAUGUAUGGCGAGAGCGAUUACGAGGAGGAGGAGGAGGGUGAGGAAGGGAGCAGAGUAACAAGGGGCAUAAAGUCAAGGCUACAGUGGAAGUGGAACAAUAGGACGGUGGGGAAAGGAGACAGAGACUGGGGAGAAAUCACAUUUGACAGAAGAAGGGCGUCACUGUCUCUGUCCUCAGUAAGACUGACAGACUCUGGGAGGUACAGUUGUUAUCACAGAGGCAGAGAGAGGUUCUCCUUAAAAGUAAACAUUGUAGAUCCUCCAGAGAAUACCAGCCUGUCCUGCUACAAAAGGUCACCCAGCAGUAAGAUCCGCUGUGAGUGGGCACCCCAGAAGCCCGUCACUAUAAGACCUAACUGUUACCUCUUUCUCAGUAAAAGCCUGGCAGAGGGUUUCCGUCGUUCACAGUGCUCAUACUCAUCUCGGCGCUCCCGCUGUUGGUGUGCUCUGGAACACAAUUGGGACGAGCUGAGAACCCCUCACAUGGCCUACCUGUGUGUUACGAGCAUCGCUGGCAACACCACCAGCGCCCUGCUGCACUUCAUGCCUAUGGACAUUUUAAAGCCAGACCCUCCAUCAGAUGUGUCAAUUCGACAGGAGGAGGGACAGGAGAUGAGGAUGACGGUCAGCUGGAGUUUGCCGAUCUCCUGGAUGCCUGAUGACCACUAUUAUAAACUAAUUUACGAGAUUAAAUACCAACCUCUCAAGUCCUCCUUUUGGCAGAGACAUAGGAUUGAGGACCAGCAGCGCUCCUACACGAUCACUGAUGCAAUGCCUGGUGUUGAGUACCUGAUACAGCUCAGAACUAGAGACGAGUAUGAUGGUCAGUGGAGUGACUGGAGUACACCUGCCACCAGAUGGACAGUGGAUGGAGGACAGACACUAUCUCCAUGGAGUUUUGGGAUAGAUGCCACAACGUUUCCAGUAUACAUAGAAGGCUCUGGUACAGAUGAAGAUGUAUCUGAUGUUCCUCAACCUUCUCCAAUUGGAGUGGCGAUGUCACGUCACAUCCUGUGGAUCUCCUGUGGUUCACUUGUUCUCUUGUCGGUCAUUUUGGCUGCCUACAUAUUCAGACACAAGGACAGAUUUUUGUCUAAACUCCAGAGUCUGAGUGUCAUCACCAAGUGUGGUAACUCUACUCAGCCUCCGCCCUCCACCCCAACUCCCCCAGAAGGGCAGGCUCUGGUGACCUUUACCCCUGCUCAUUGCCAAGAACCCCCACUGAGCAAAGUAGAAAAUGAAGAAGAACAGUGGGUGAAGGACAGGAUAGAAGCCAUGCACUUCAACAACACAAGUUAUUUUUUUCUCACUAGGGAGUGAUGAGCAGGUAGAAAAGGGAAUAAAACUAUCCAAACCCAGUGUCACAGAUGACAAAAGGAUAAUGGACUUAAGAUUGUUGUGGUUCUUCAAAGAGCUUGUAUAGUCUGAAUCUCUUUCUAUCUGUAACUAAUGCCUAAAAUACCUCUAAAUUCUUUGUGUUGUUAUAUUUGUCUUAAGUCGUCUUUUCCGUGUCUGUGCCAAUAUAGUGUGUUGAUAAACUGUAGAGUAGAUGUAAUAAGCCUGAGUCUAGCACCACCUCAUGUUUGUAUAUACUGUAAUUGUAUUCAGGUUUAUCAAAUAUAUCACUUGCAUCCCU
Molecule: messenger RNA, 2280 nt
Organism: Perca flavescens (yellow perch)
Lineage: Eukaryota; Metazoa; Chordata; Actinopteri; Perciformes; Percidae
Gene: il6r
Product: interleukin 6 receptor
Exons: 10
Coding region: 183-1964 (593 amino acids)
Biological process (GO): cytokine-mediated signaling pathway; immunoglobulin mediated immune response
Cellular component (GO): membrane; external side of plasma membrane
Molecular function (GO): cytokine receptor activity; protein binding
Source: RefSeq, a predicted model, not a curated record